Betta splendens (Siamese fighting fish) is the source of this 1098-nucleotide messenger RNA. Its product is annotated as persulfide dioxygenase ETHE1, mitochondrial-like. Lineage: Eukaryota; Metazoa; Chordata; Actinopteri; Anabantiformes; Osphronemidae. Gene Ontology annotation, biological process: glutathione metabolic process; hydrogen sulfide metabolic process. Gene Ontology annotation, molecular function: sulfur dioxygenase activity. The transcript is spliced from 7 exons. The record is from RefSeq and is a predicted model, not a curated record. Bases 157 to 990 code for a protein of 277 amino acids.
GAGUUUGGCCCCCAAACUUCCCUGAAGUCAGACGUUCCUGGUCACGUCCUCUGCCACAAACCCGGACAAACAGCCUGACGCCGUCCGUCCCUCCUGUCGGAUCGGGUCCUGGCUGUGAAGACUCCCGGUCUUCAGAACCUUCACACACGAACGAGCAUGACGUCGCCGCUCCGGCGGAGCCUGGCCGCCGCGCUGCGCCUCGCAGCCGUGGGUUCGGGCCGCGCGGCCGCGCGCAGCGUGAGCGUCGGCUUCGGUCCAGACAGAAGGCGCAGCUCCAGCCUGGCGCCGACCAAAGCGCUGCUCUUCAGACAGCUGUUUGAGUCAGAGAGCAGCACCUACACCUACCUGCUGGCAGACGCACAGACCAAGGAGGCCGUGCUCAUCGACCCGGUUCUGGAGACCAUUGACAGGGACCUGAAGCUCAUAGAGGAACUGGGACUGGAUCUCAAAGUGGCAGUGAACACCCACUGCCACGCCGACCACAUCACCAGCACUGGGCUGAUGAAGAACAGAGUGGUGGGGCUGCAGAGUGCCAUCUCCAAGUUCAGUGGAGCUGCUGCAGACAUCCAGCUGUCAGAGGGAGACCACAUCACCUUUGGGAAACAGCAUCUGACAGUGAGGGAGACUCCAGGACACACUGACGGCUGUGUGACGCUGGUGUUGGGGGAUCAGAGCAUGGCUUUUACUGGGGACGCGCUGCUGAUCAGAGGCUGCGGCAGGACGGAUUUCCAGCAGGGCAGCCCUAAGAAGCUCUACCACUCCGUUCACCAGAAGAUCUUCUCUCUUCCUGAGCAGUGUCUGCUCUACCCAGCACACGACUACACAGGUCGAACCGUGUCCACGGUGGGUGAGGAGCGGAGGUUCAACCCACGUUUGACCAAGAGCCUGGAGGAGUUUGUGAGCAUCAUGGACAACCUGAACCUCCCCAAGCCAAAGAAAAUAGAUAUUUCUGUACCUGCCAAUCUGGUUUGUGGAAUCCACGAAGUCUGAACAUGCUAAAAAUGACAGCGUUAAUAAGUACAGAUAACACAGUAGUAAAUAUGUCAGAUGUGGGACUUGUUAUGUUUGUAUGAUCGCUAAUAAAAAACUCUAACAGUU